This is a messenger RNA of Striga hermonthica, 819 nucleotides long. NCBI's taxonomy places the organism in Eukaryota, Viridiplantae, Streptophyta, Magnoliopsida, Lamiales, Orobanchaceae. The record is from the annotation of a GenBank genome assembly.
AUGCUCCGGCGUAGUCUCUGUUGCAGACAACAAUGGCAAUACCAGUCUCAUAGAAUAUUCUCGACUUUGAAAGCUAGUCCUUCCCAACUUCCUCAAGAAAUUCGAGCUGCUAAUAGAAAGAUCACGGAACUAAUCCAAGCUGGCCGGCUUCAGGAUGCACGCACAUUCUUCGAUAAAUUGUCUAAGCGAAGCACUGUAACCUGGAAUUCUAUGCUCAGUGGGUAUGUUAGACGUCGGGAGAUUGCAAAUGCUCGGUUACUGUUUGAUGAAAUGCCUUUGAAGGAUGUUGCGUCGUGGAACUUGAUGAUUUCAGGUUACCUUUCCUGUCGGCAUGUGGAGGAAGGUAGAGACCUGUUUGACAAAAUGCCCAAGAGGGAUUUCGUCUCAUGGAAUACCAUGAUUAGUGGGUACGCAAAGAAUGGGAGGAUGGGCGAUGCUGUGAGGCUGUUUGAGGGUAUGCCGGAAAAGAAUAUGGUCACUUGGAAUGCCAUGAUCACAGGGUUCUUGAACAAUGGCAAUGUGAAGAGAGCUUGCAAGCUUUUUGAAAGUAUGCCAACGCGUGAUGGGUCAUCCUUCAGUGCCCUUGUGUCCGGAUUGAUCCAAUACGAUGCACUGGACAAGGCCGAAAAGAUUUUACUGAAGUACUCGCAAGACACGAAAAGACCCACGUCCAAUGACUCCAACUCGGGCAAAAGUCCUCUCGACUUUAGUACCUUCAUUCCUUUCUCGCUCAUGUGGCCCAAGCGACCGUGCCACAAGUGCGAUUGUGAGACAGCUCCUGCAAGGAAAAUGUUUGAGCUGGAUCCACUCGCCGUGUAA